Molecule: messenger RNA, 1371 nt
Organism: Batrachochytrium dendrobatidis JAM81
Lineage: Eukaryota; Fungi; Chytridiomycota; Chytridiomycetes; Rhizophydiales
Exons: 1
Coding region: 1-1371 (456 amino acids)
Source: RefSeq, a predicted model, not a curated record
AUGAAACUUGAAUUGUCAAUCGUAUUGCUAUACGCAUUCUCUCCCAUCAUACCAGUUUUGGGAAUAAAUCCUGAACCCAUCUCCACAUCGGUCGUAGACGAUUAUAUUAGUGAAACCACAUCGUCGUCAUAUUCAACCCCAACUCAGACUAGCGAUGCAUUAAACACCAUGCCGCCCGUUUCAAGAAGUACCUUGGCUCCUUCACCCAACAAUGAACCUCGAAAAUUGCCCCGACUUCGAGGUCAAAGACUUGACAUUAAAAUCAUGGUUAUGUUUAUUUUGAAGCUUUUUGAAAUGAUUGGAGAAAUGCCAGGACAACCUGGUCCCGAUGGUUACUAUAUUGGAGAAGAGGAAUCACUUCCACCAUCUUCACAAUCUGGAAGUUCUUCAAAAUUAGAAAAGCUUACCAAGCUAUUCGAAAAACCACCACCAUCACAGUCUCCACCAUCAUCUCCAUCUUCACAACCUGGAAGUUCUUCAAAACUAGGAAAGCUUACCAAGCUAUUUGGAAAAUCACCACCAUCACAGUCUCCACCAUCUCCACCAUCGUCAUCACCACCGCAAUCUCCACAACUUGGAAGUUCUUCAAAAUUAGAAAAGCUUGCCAAGCUAUUCGAAAAACCACCACCAUCACAGUCUCCACCAUCAUCUCCAUCUUCACAACCUGGAAGUUCUUCAAAACUAGGAAAGCUUACCAAGCUAUUUGGAAAAUCACCACCAUCACAGUCUCCACCAUCAUCUCCACCAUCGUCAUCACCACCGCAAUCUCCACAACUUGGAAGUUCUUCAAAAUUAGAAAAGCUUGCCAAGCUAUUCGAAAAACCACCAGCAGCUGAUUCUACUGCUGCACCUGAUCUUAUUCUUACAGCAGAUGGUGUUGCUCAAGAAGAAAUAACAAUUUUGGUAAGAAGUUGUGGCAACUAUGGAGCGCGAAUGUUUCAAUGGGCAACUGAAUCAAAAAACUUGAUGACUUCAGUUCAACCCUCAAAGUAUCCUAGACUCGAAAGAAUUCAAAAAGAGCUUAUCUUACUUUUCAGUUUGAUUGCAGGCGCUGUAAUGAACUUGCUCUCUGGAUGUGACUUGGCUAUUGAUACUCUUCAGAGAGACGACACCAAAUACGCUGAUAUGUCUGAUCUUAUUUUCGAUCUUAUGAGGGAAAUUACUUUAAUCCUUAGAGAAAAAGUUAAACUUUUGGUUGCUAUGCUUAGUUCUCUUUCCUCUGAUUUAAGCAGAGUGAUUAAAAGGCUCAAAUCGUUUGAAGAACAAACCCUAGUUAUGCACGGUACAGUAGGUUAUUUGGCAUCCGCUAUUUACAAUCUAAAGCUCGAAGUAAAGGCAAAAGCAAAAGCAAAAGCGCUAUAUAGAGAAUAA